This is a messenger RNA of Vitrella brassicaformis, 1647 nucleotides long. NCBI's taxonomy places the organism in Eukaryota, Vitrellaceae. The record is from the annotation of a GenBank genome assembly.
CUCCUAGUCGCCUGCGUGGCCUCCGCUCGUCUCAUCGCCUGCCUUCUCUGAAGUGCUCUCCGGUCCCCAAUUCAUGCGCUCUGCCGCACGCAGACACACACGUACACAUCGACCACUGGUCAGUCGUGAUAUGGUGCUUAAGUGGGCCUACUGUCGAGUGAGUCUAGAUUCUCUUGUAUCUGACUCAGCAGGUCCGGCCGCUUCUGGAAGCGUGUGUUGUCCGGCCCACUUGCCGUCUGUUUCGACGGCUUAGCAAUCACAGUCUGGCGCCUGCAUAUAACACACGCAGACAGAGAUACAGAGUAAGGACAAAUCGCAUACGGGCAAUUUAUAUUGCCACCUCACCUUUUGAGGGCCUUCUUGCCGUCGUCGGUGUCCUUGCCGGCCAGAUCCUCAGUCGACAUCUGUCUGGACUGGCUGGUGAACCUCUCACGCUCGUUUUCGAUGGACUUGAAAGCGGCGGUCGUCAGGCGCCUGCGGGCUUCUCGAUGUGCAUCCGCUUUGCGAAAUCCUUCGAAGGCUCCGCCGCCGGCAUCGACGCGGCUGGCGGCGGGCACUCCUUCACGGACCCGCUUCUUGUUGAGGUGUGCUUCGAUUGCAUCCCUGCACCCCUCAACGACCUUAACACGGACCUGCAUUGCAGGGAUGGACACAGGGAUGGACAGAGCAUCUCUCCCAUUCCGGGGCGCCCGUGUGUGUGUCUGCAGUGCACCGUUUGCGGGUCGAUGUUGAGCUGCUUGGCGACACUUGCCAGGUAGUCCAGAAACACCUUGUACGUCAGCCCGCCAGCGCCCCGGUCUCUGUGGUAAUCGAACAGCCGCAGCAGAUCGCUCUUGUCGCACCAUCGGCUAUCAUACAGACCCGAAUCUCGCACCUGCAACGCACAAGAGAGAGAGAGAGCGGGCGACAAGCCAUAUCCCACGCACAAGACCCCCUCACCAUCUUCAACAGCCCUGCAAAAUGGAUGAGCGAAUCAGCCUCUGCGUGCCCGUCAUACGCCAAACGCAGCCUCUUGUCGACCACCGCUUCACUCAGGGGGGCUGGCGCUUCUCUGGCGGCCGACUCAGGCCGGGGAGGGCCAGGGCCCGUCGGGGCACUGGCUGGGGCGCUGACCGGCGGGGUGGGCCUGGUAGUGUGCGCACGAGCCCUGUCAAAGUCAUCAAGCACCGUGUCGAUGGAGUGGAUGAACCGUUCUAUGAGGCUCGGAUCGUCGCUGAAGUGAUUUCUCAACGUGUUCACGACAUCACUGGCCACAGACCACAAGGCAGGGGAAUCCAAUGAGGCAUGCCCAUGCCCUUCAUCGUCUCCAGGACCUGCCUGCUUCUCCUGCCUCUCCCCCACCUCACUUGGCGAUGGCGACUGAGGUCACUUUUGGCGGCAGACCGCCGUUGCUUGGGUCGACUUUGCCGCUUGAGAAGUCUUCAGGACGCUCCAGAAAGGCUGAACACGAACAACGAGGAAGGGAAUCAUCAGGAUGGCUUUCUGACUGACCGGCACUCUUGUCGACGUCCGUAACUCACUUUCAGAUAGGGAGCGAAAGUCAAAGGGGGUAGAGUCCCGGCGAUGGCCAGGGGUGCCGCUGGCCUUUUCUCCUCGGUCUUCCUCUGUCAUCUUUCCUUCAUCCAACCCAGAAUUUGAAGCGCGCAU